This is a messenger RNA of Ectocarpus siliculosus, 1402 nucleotides long. Lineage: Eukaryota; Phaeophyceae; Ectocarpales; Ectocarpaceae. The record is from the annotation of a GenBank genome assembly.
GGCGGCAGAGCAGCACGAUCGUCGCUUGCCAUGAGCAGCAGCUCCUCGGACUCUCCUCCGACACAGACGCCGAAGUCGGAGCGGUUGGAGCCGGCACCGUCCACGUUCGAGCAGUGCAUACGACAGGCGCAGGGUGCGGUGGAGGACGCCUUCGAGGACGGCUUUAACCUGGUCGAGGUGGAGUUCCCCCCCCUGCAGCAGGACUACCUGGAGGACUCGGGAAGCUCGGCGUACGACGUCUCCAGCGCCAACGUCCGCCUCGCCUCGCGCUUCGCGCAGAGCUUUGCCGCGGAGGGAAAGGAAGUGUCGAUCCUCCUGCCGGACGAGGCGGAGUUAGACCAAGCCGCGGACGACGAGGGUGGGGUGGAGAUCUCCAAGGGGGUCACGCUGCGCACGCUGCGCAGCAGUGGGAAGCGGACGGCGGCGACUCUAGACGCGCUGUUCAUGAGCUUCGUCGGCCGCGGCACCGGGGUGAUCGAGCCAAUAGAGGGGACGGACAUAUACGUGGCCCUGGUGUUCUCGUGCCAGGAGCUGCCCGACCUGCAGGAGCUGAACAAGCUUGUGCCCGACGCGAAGAUCGUGUUCUUUAACCUAAGGCUGGACACUCUUCGGGGCGACCUCGGGUUGCCCGCCUUCCCCCCGAAGAGCCUACACUACGACUUCCUGUCUCAAAUCAAGCCAGUCUACCUGCUCCGCACGCGCGCCUACUCUCGCACCAUCUCCAAGAAGCCCUUCCUAGUCAACUACCAAGGGGCGCAGUUCCGUGUGUACCCGGGAGAAUACCAGUGUCUGCUUGAUGUCGGGAGCCGAUACAAGAGGGUUAGCAACUCGCCGAAGAGACAAUCCCUCGGGGACUUCAAGGACGAGAUCACCAAGGCCCUCAAGCUCGACGAGGAAGAAGACAACGCGGUGACGUCUUUCUUCCGAAAGGGCUUCAAGAACAAGACCUGGUGGGAGGAGGGCGGCGAGGAGGAGAAGUCCACAAACUGGCGGUCAUGAUAGAUUUGUUUCUGAUCUACAUCGGGGUUUAGUUGUGUAUUUGUGACGCACGAUUUUGCUAUUAGAGAGAUCUCGGCCGGCCUUCUGUCUGUCCAACGGCGAACACCAACUUGGAAUGUUGUGGGGUACACCGAAAGGGCGCAGUACGCAUGCACCCGCAGUUUUCCGACAUUGCAGCCUCUGUCGAGCUAAGGAUUUUGGUUGAGACAGUAUCAUCCUGUCUGACGUAGGUGACGACUGUUAAGUUCCUGACUCUGACCAGCGGUGUUCUUUUGGACACCAAGUUGAAAGCCUUUGUCAAAAGGCGUACACGAUCAGCAGCGUGUGUAGGAGGGUGGCAUUCUCUACAGUAGUCAGCACCGACUGCGAUCGAAUGAAGCGAGGAACGAAUGUGAAACCCACG